Messenger RNA from Ustilaginoidea virens, 1458 nucleotides. RefSeq lists its product as uncharacterized. The transcript is spliced from 3 exons. Bases 1 to 1458 code for a protein of 485 amino acids. The record is from RefSeq and is a predicted model, not a curated record. NCBI's taxonomy places the organism in Eukaryota, Fungi, Ascomycota, Sordariomycetes, Hypocreales, Clavicipitaceae. Gene Ontology annotation, biological process: D-serine catabolic process. Gene Ontology annotation, molecular function: D-serine ammonia-lyase activity.
AUGUCGUGCACGGAGCUUUACCCCACUUCUCCAAGGGACGUCCUGACGAAACUCUACGUCGGAACCUCGAUCCGCAAUGUGCCCACGCCGGCAGCCGUCGUCAACCUGGCAGCCGUCAGGAGAAAUUGCGAACGGAUGCUCCAGGCUUGCGACAAACUCGAGCUGGCUUGGAGAGCCCACGUCAAGACACACAAGACUCUCGAAAUCACUCGGUUCCAGGUGGGCGAAGAUGCGACCAAGCCCGUGAAUCUCAUUGUCUCCACGUUGGCCGAGGCCGAGUUCCUGCUUCCCAUGCUGAAGGAAUACCAAAAGCAGGGCAGAAAAGUUAAUGUUCUUUACGGGCUGCCGAUGCCUCGAAACGCCCUGUCUCGCAUGGUGGCCAUCGCUCAAGCCUUGGGAGAGGGAGGUGUGUCCAUGCUGCUGGAUGACGCCGGGCAGGUUCCCAUCCUGUCCGAACUUCACCGCCUGUCAGGAAUCGUACCUCUUGCGUACAUCAAGAUCGACAUGGGUGGGCGCAGAGCCGGCGUGGAAGCGCAAAGCCAGCGGUUCCUGGAACUGGCUGAUGCUGCGCUGGAAGCGCACGACCGAGGCAGGAUGAUCCUAUCAGGGUUAUAUUCCCACGCUGGCCACUCGUACGGAGGUGACAGCCCAACCGCGGCUGUCAAGAUGAUGGCGGCCGAGCUCACUGCUCUCCUGCAAGGGGCGGAUCGAUUGACAGCCCGGGCCGCUGACAGGUCGUCGGCCGCCGGCCUGCAUCGACUUGUCUUGUCUGCGGGAGCCUCGCCAACAUCGCUGGCUGUGCAGAACCUCAUCGCUGCCGCCGAGCAGCAAGGGCACCGAAAAAGCCCAGAGGGCCAGAUCAAGCCCGAGGUCGCGUCUCUGGCGGGCGUGCUCGCCACUGCCAGGGACAGAGGGCAUGUCGUGGAGCUGCACGCCGGCGUGUACCCGAUCCUGGAUCUGCAGCAGCUCGCGGCGCACAGCGUAGACCCGCGCAGGCUGUCAUGGGGCGACAUGGCGCUGACAAUAGUGGCAGAGGUGCACAGCAGGUAUCCCGGCAGGGGCGCCGGCGGCACCGACGAAGCCUUGGUCGGCGCGGGCGGCUUGGCGCUCGCGAGGGAACCCUGCAAGGCCUACGAGGGCGUGGCGAUGCUCACGCCGUGGGGCAGGUGCGGCGCGUCGCUGCCGUCGUGCGAGGUCGAGGACUACCGCGGCUGGAUCGUCGGACGCGUCUCGCAGGAGCACGGCAUCCUGACGUGGAGAUCUGGGGGGGCGGCGGAAGGCGAAUCCCAGGCUGCGGAGCCGGACGCGCUGCCCGAGGUUGGGGACAAGGUUCGACUCUGGCCGAACCACGCCUGCAUCGCUUCGAGCCAUUACGGAUGGUACUUUGUCGUUGACGAAAGCAGAUGCGGGAAGGAGGAUGAAAUCGUAGACGUCUACAUUAGGGCCAGGGGGUGGUGA